GCCUGAGAAAUGAGAGAGAGAGAGAGAUAGAGGGAGGAGGGUACUGAGCUGAGAGAAAUCUGUACGAUUCAAACACACUGCUCUCUCUGUGAGUGUCUGUGUGUGUGAGUGUGAAAAAGAGAGAGAGAGAGAGAGAGAGGGAGGGAUGACAGGAGAGGAGGAGAGCUGAGGAACAGAUAGAAAGAGACAGCAGAGGACCACAAAGUGAGGCCAGUUCACCUUAUGGAUCAGCAUCCACGCCUGAAACUUAAAGGAUUCCACGAGUGCAUCGACCUGACCGUUGUCCCCGCGGAGCUCAGCCGGGCAACACUGACGCUGAUGCCCUGCACGCGGCAGUAGAGCAGCGAAGGACCAAGGGGGUCAGGGGUUAAAAAGGUCACAGAGGGACAGAGCCGGAGCAGGGGGCGAGGUCGAAAGGUCUGCGGAAAGGGAGGCUACGAGGGGGACCGGGACAUCGGGGAAGAAGGUCUCAGUGACAGGCGACAAUCGAGGGGGGGUCGAAGAUGAUGACAUCACAUGUAAAGCUGAGGAGGGAGAAGGGCAGCCUGGCCGAGUACGAAUCGCAGAUGAAAGACCUGCGGGCCCAGCUGACAGACCAGAUAAAGAUUUUAGACUCUCAGGUGGAGGUGAAACAGCAGCAGCUCUCAGACCUCUCUGAGUUUCUCCGGCGCCGAGGCGACAUCGAGGCGGAAUACGCCCGCGCCCUUGACAAACUCACUGAGAGAUUCACCCCCAAGACUAAGAAGAAGGAGCAGUGGGGUCAGUCGGUGUGUCAGGUCUGGUCUGUUCUGCUGUCUCAGACUCGUCUGGAGAGCCGGGAACAUGCAGCGCUGGGUGACACCUGCUGCAACACACUCACACAGCGGUUGGCUCACAGCACGGAGGAUACACACCGUCUGCACAAACGGAGCAAAGAGGUUGGCAUCCAGAUGCAGGAUGAGCUGCUGAAGGUCACCACUGAAAUGCAGACGGCCCUGAAGACGUACAACCAGUACCACACGGACUGUCUGAUAGCCGAGGGGAAGCUGAAGGAAGCCGAGCGGCUGGAGGAGAGACACACCGGCAAGUCAGCCGAGCUCGGGCCCGGCCAAUCAGGAGGGCAGAGGCGAAGCUCCGUCAAGAAGAUGGAGAGAUUGAUGGAGAAAAGGCACGGCAGAGUGCAGGAGAACCAGCUGAAGUGCACAAAGGCUCGUAACGACUACCUGCUGAAUCUAGCGGCAGCCAACGCGGCCAUGAACAAGUACUACCUGCAGGACAUCAGCACACUCAUCGACUGCUGCGACCUGGGUUUCCAUCUGUCCGUGGAGAGGGUGAUGAAGUGCUUCCUGGCCAGCAAGGGGCGCAUCCAGAAGACCGAGGAGACGGGUCUCAAGCAGCUGGAGGCUGCCGUGACGUCCCUGGACCAGGGCGGAGACCGAGAUGCGUUGCUGCAGCAACACGACGCCGCCUUCUGUCUGCCGUUCAGAUUCAGCUACCAUCCGCACGAGGGAGACCAGGUGUGCGAGGUGAGUGCGGAGAGCCAGGUGAGGUACGAGCUGGAGACCAGGUACCAGCAGCUUCAGUCUCGGCUCGCCUCCGUUACCUUGGAAACUGAAGAGGUCAGUAAAACGCUUAAAGCCACACUCGCAGCCCUGCUGGAGAAUAUGUGUGAAAGCGACUGUAACCCCUCCCCCGACGUGCUCAGCAGCCUAUCGCAUGAGCCGCCUGGAGGAAACACCGCCCAAAAACUAACCCUCGCCAAGCGUCGAGCCAAUCAGCAGGAGACAGAGACCUACUACUUCACAAAAGUGAAAGACUUCCUCAUCAGCAGUUCUCUGACCUUCAAACUUCAAGCCAAACACGACCUUCUACAAGAGGCCAUACAGAAAGCCGAGGCUGUCGACAGUGACCCCUCCAGAAUGCAAUGUGCUCGGUCAGUGCGCAUUCGGAAGUCCAGACCUGUUUCCCAAUUCUGCCACACACUCUUCACCACAGACAUACUCUCCUACAUACAGAGCUCCGGGCAGCAGAUUCCUGUGGUGGUUGAGAGCUGCAUCCGUUUCAUCAACCUUCACGGCCUCCACCAUGAAGGGAUAUUCAGAGUUCCUGGUUCACAGAGGGAGGUUAACCACAUCAGAGAUGCAUUUGAGAGAGGAGAGGACCCUCUGUCGGACAGUGAGUGCGACCUGGACUCUGUGGCCGGUGUGUUGAAGCUUUACUUCAGGGGCCUUGAGCCUCCUCUCUUCCCUUAUGACUGCUACUCUCAGCUGCUGGAGUGUGUCCAAAUCGAGGGGGUGACGGAGAAAGACGCCCAGAUUAAAGCGAUCAUCUCCACCUUCCCGCGGCCUCUCCUCAUCGUGAUGCGAUACCUUUUUGCUUUCCUCAAUCAUGUGUCUCAGUACAGCGACGAAAACAUGAUGCAGCCCUACAACCUGGCCGUUUGCUUCGGCCCGAGCCUGGUGAGGGGGCUGGAAUCCGACGACGCCGUUGCCAGGCAGCCGCAGGUCAACGAUCUCGUCAAAACCAUGAUCCUCCAGCAUGACGUCAUCUACCCAAGCCAAUCAGAGCUGCCGGGCCCCGUCUACGAGAAGCACAUGACCCUGGAGCAGGAGUACUGUGAACCAAUCACAGAGGAGGGAGAAGGAGAGACCGAGCAUCUGCCCAGUGAGGACGAGUGGGAGGCGGUGGCUAUGUUUGACUACACGGCGAGAUCUCCAGCAGAGCUGUCCUUCAAGCAAGGGGAGCUUCUCAUCCUUCACAGCAAGGCCUCCUGUGAUUGGUGGAGGGGCGAAGUGGGAGGAGCUAAGGGUCUCAUCCCUCACAAGUACAUCAGCUUGCUGGAAGGAUCAGAGCGAGGAAAAAGAGAGGACGGAGGAGGCGGAGGCAGCACUGGAAACCUGACAGCAGACGAUUCACAGACGGAGAACACAACCCGGAUGCGGGUGAACAGCGACAGCGCUUCGUUGCCUGGGAGACAAAGAGGAAGUGAGGGGAGCCCCAGUCGAAAGCCGCCAACCUCUCCCGCCUCACGAAACCUGCCAGUGUCUCAAGAGAGAAGACACACUUUGGACACUGUGAGACAGGUCGGCUUCAGACCCCCAGACAGACCUCCGUUUGUCCAGGCAGACAGACCGGCAGUCGACAAGGAAGUGAUCAGCCGUCAGAUGAACUCAGUGUUCAAGGAGCUCCUGUCUCGCCAGCCUGCCAUGCCGCCGUCCGCCCUUCCCAUCCCUGCCGCCCCUGCUCCCUCCUCCUCCUCCUCCUCCUCCUCCUCUCUUCCUCAAGCUGCCCCUGCUGCCAAAAAAGUAGGAUUUGGCAUCAGAGGACGGGCCCUUUUCAGGCCAGUGGACUGAGAGAGGAAAGAGGUUGGAGUUGCUGAGUCAUUGUUUAACGUUGAUUGAUUAUGCUGAUGCAGAUGAUACAUUUGGUGAAGAUCUUGAUUUAUUUUUUAUUGACACGUGUAUGAUAUUUGCGUCUCUGCCAUCUCAUAGUGCCACUAGUCUCGGUGCCGUGUUACUGUGCGUCCAGUGUGUCUGUUUACCAGCUGGUUUUAUGUUCCGGUUCUGCUUUUGUGAUUUUUUUUUUU
Messenger RNA from Anoplopoma fimbria (sablefish), 3565 nucleotides. It is a transcript of the gene arhgap4b, whose product is annotated as Rho GTPase activating protein 4b. The transcript has 24 exons. Bases 504 to 3332 code for a protein of 942 amino acids. Gene Ontology annotation, molecular function: protein binding. The record is from RefSeq and is a predicted model, not a curated record. Lineage: Eukaryota; Metazoa; Chordata; Actinopteri; Perciformes; Anoplopomatidae. Gene Ontology annotation, cellular component: cytoplasm. Gene Ontology annotation, biological process: signal transduction; negative regulation of cell migration.